GGCCCGCCUCUUCCGGCUUCACCGGCCGGCCGGCCGGGCAGGUGCGGCAGGUCCCGGAAAAUGGGGCUGGAGCGGAAGCAGCCCGGCGGAGCGGCCGCACUGUCUCUGCUCCUCUUGGCGGUUGCCAGAGUCCACCUGCUGGAGAUCCAGGCCGCUGCCCAAGUUCGCGCGUUUGUGGGCGAGCCGGUGACCCUCAAGUGCCGGUUCAAAUCCUCCGCUCCGGUCACAGAGAAGCUCACCAUCGACUGGACCUACCGGCCUCUUGCCGGGGGAAACUUGGAACCGGUCUUCCACUACCAGUCCGGUGCCUACCCAGCCAAGAGAGGGAGCUUCCAGGAGAGAGUUUCUUGGGCUGGCGAUGUGUCCAAGCAGGAUGCUUCCAUUAUGAUCUGGAACCCAACCCUGGAGGAUAACGGGACAUUCACCUGUACUGUGAAGAAUCCCCCUGAUGUGCAGCACAACAUCCCUCAAACCCUGCUGACCGUCAGUCGGAGAGGUCCCUCCUUCCAGCUGACCUCAUCUGGACUGCUUUCCAUCCUGGUCUUUCUUCCCUCUGGCAUUGUGGUGGUUCUGCUGCUGGUUCGGAUGAAUCAGAAAUCUGGGUUGAUGAAACCAAGUAGGCAGCUUGGUUGCAAGAAGUCCUCCAUCGAAGCCUCCAUCGAAGAACCUGAGCAAAGGGGCUGCAGGGAGCGGCUGGUUAGCUGUUGUUUGCAGUGCCUGGUAAGCCAAAAGGACACCGAGGAGGAGGAGGAGGAGGAGGAGGAGCCAUACUGAUGCUGACGGAGGGAGGGAGAAAGAGUCGCUUUUGCAGCGCUACUAAGAUCCGGCUCUGGAAGUGUCCAAUGAAUGGAACUUUUCCUGGAGUAAAAUGAUCGGAUUUCAUUCCAUUAUAGAAAUUAUCCUGAUUUGAUAUUUUCUCUUUUCUAGCCUUUCUCUUGCCCUGUGAAUAGGCCUGGAAGAGCGGGUAGUGGAGGGUCUAUCUGGCAGCUAGGCUCCUUCUCUUUCUUCAUGAGCUUCUGCUCAUGAAAUGUGAGGACAGUCCCAAGCCCUUCCCUGGGCUCUUUCUGUCCUGAGAAACCACCCAUGUCAUUUGAGCUCACUGCUGGAAGAG
Molecule: messenger RNA, 1111 nt
Organism: Notechis scutatus (mainland tiger snake)
Lineage: Eukaryota; Metazoa; Chordata; Lepidosauria; Squamata; Elapidae
Source: RefSeq, a predicted model, not a curated record